AUGCGCUCUUGUUCGAUCCUGAAACCUGAAUUUCGUGCGGUAGGCCAGUUUCCAGAGCACCGGUAGUGGAUCCCCGGGAGUGGUUUCUAGAGAAGAUUCCAUAACUGUCUAUUUAUUUAGAUUCAUGUUUGUAUUUACAGUUGCUAUUGGAGUCAACUGAUUGGGCAAUCAGAGUUAAUUUUAGUCGCGGUCGAUUGCUAGUGUGCCUAGAUGAGUUCAACAUCAGGACCGUACCGAUUAUGCUUGCUCCCUUGCGGUGGAGACUAGUAUGCUAGUGCGAUCCGUAUACCGAACAGUGUCGCUGAAGCAUUGGCUGACAUGGAGGAAUAACUAUGGAGGGAACGUGCUCCACAAACGUGGCUAAAAACAGGCUGGAAUUGCUCACAGCGAGGGAGAUGUGAUCGAAGCGAAGUACGGUUUGAAUGAUGGAGAUAUUGCAAAUCUGGAAAGUCGUUCAAAAGGAAAAACAGGGAAGGGAUAUUCGCGUGUCGGCCGCUGAGCAAUACGGUCCUUAAAGCGCUCCCAGUUUCUUCUUCACCAACUCCUUGGGGAGUUUCCGUGAGAUUUUCCUUGCUGUUGCUGUGGUGAUCAUAUAUGUGGCGCUGAUCACCACAGCAUUCGUGGGCAUUUGCGACUUUCCGGUUUGUUAUGGUACUAGAGAUCCUCAGCAGCUUUUUCUCCUGCGUGGCCUUGGCGGGUUCUGGUAGAUGGUAGCAUCGUUGGGUUUCUCGUGCGGAAUCCAAUACAAAGCGUGUCAUGUGGGACUGUUCCUCAAGGCUAGGACGCUCCUAAAUCCGUGCUCCGGAAUGACAGUUAUAGUAUUCCAUGUUAUUUUAUGCGAACUUUCGCAUUAACGAGUAAAACUUUCAUGUUGCUCUUGGAGGUAGAGAAGGGGUUGCUUGGUGGGAAAAGGACUGUUUGUCUGCCACCCUGCUACACCACGUGUAUGUGGUCAGUAUGCUAGAGAAGGGUUUACGGUCAUUUCAAGAGUAUCGUUCCUUGCCUGCACAUUAUCUUAGGACUACCAGCGGCGGGCUCUGAAUACCAAGCUCCUUCAAACAGAGACUGAACUUUAAAGUAGGAAACUGCAAAUCGCUCGGUGCUCCAGUUCAUUGACGAAUAUAACCCACAUCCACCUCUUCAUCCGCACAGUACCUGAGCCGCCUACCUCUCAGGCCAAGCUCCAGCUGGUUGUAUCAAGAUCUUCGAACGUCUUUGUAGGGGACAUUUUGGACCCUCGGUACUUGCAUGACCGCCUUGGGAUAGAAUUGCCUGGGCAUUUUAGCACCCAAGUUCUUAUCAAAUGACCGCAUAUUGUUGAGAUCUUGAAUGAGUGCAGUGUUAAAAUUCAUGAUAUAUCCCUGGGAGUCAUUUUUCACGAGAAAGAGGGGCAGGUUAUGUAAGUAUACCAUAUUUGUUUUUUUGACAGAGGACGCUUUUUUCUAUCACAGUAUGUCAUGAGCAUGGUUCCCGUUGCUCUGCAAACUCGAUGCUGCACGGGCUUCCUAGAUUGAGGUGUGCAAACAGUUUACCUGGGGAAGCUUGCGAUUGAUUGGAACGGAUCAGCUUCUCUAAUCCGUUCGAGAUGGCUGCAAGGCCUCAAACGCGCAGACUCAGCGAAGCAGGGGUCUCUCGAGGACGGAAGGCAUGCUGUUUCUCAAUUGGAGCCUCGACAGUCUUCAUGGUCACCUUCGCGUUCAUGUUCGUUGUUUGUUUCUUCUUCUUAGACAUGGAGUUAGUGUACCGUAAAGCUGGCAUGACAUCAGCCGCGAAACCUGUCCUCCUUCAACAGGACUUUAAUAUGGCCUCAUCCGCGACUCAAGAAUCUUCAGACGACUCUGCUGCUCAGGUAUCAACGCCGUUUGUCCAUGUCACGGCCUUCAAGCAGCCAAUCGCGCACAACGAUAUGUCCUCUAUCAAAACAGAAGCGUCUGGAAUAACAAUUGAACCAUCCUCAGACUCAGAAGACGGUGGACCCAACCAUGUGGAGGUAGAAGCUACAGAACAAGCGUUUAUUGCCGUUCCGGAGGUCGAUGGAGAUGAGAUCGGAGGGGACAAUUUCACUAUCUCCACCACCCAGGACACCUCCACGUCUAAAGAUGAUGAGGACCCAAUCAUAAAGUCCAAGCUCAAUGUGAGGGAAAGACCGCAAGAAGCACGGUCGUUGGCAGGAUGCGAUAUCACACAAGGUCGCUGGGUUUUCGACAACGUCACGCACCCCUUGUACCGCACUAAAAAUUGCCCUUUCGCGGAUCCGGGUUUUCGAUGCGAGGAGAAUGGGAGACCUGACAAGGAGUUCAUGUCUUACCGCUGGCACCCGAAUGACUGUGAUCUUCCCAGGUUCUGCGCGACGGAUAUCUUAGAGCGGCUUCGAGGCCAACGGAUGGUCUUCGUUGGAGAUUCCUUGGGACGAAAUAACUGGGAAUCGAUGUUGUGCAUGCUCGCAGAGGGGGUAACCAACAAGAGCCGUAUUUAUGAAGUGAACGGGGAGCCGAUCACGAAGCAUUCCGGUAAGUUGGUGUACAAGUUCGAGGAUUACAACUGUACCGUUGAAUACUACCGGGAUCCGUUCCUAGUCCCCCAAGGUCGUCCCCCGCGUAACUCACCAGCAAACGUGUCGUGCUCACUGAAAGUGGACCGCGUGAGUUACAGCACGGAGCAGUGGAGACAUGCAGAGAUCAUUAUCUUUAACGCGGGCCAUUGGUGGAGCGAACACAAAAUAUUUCACCAAGGUUGUAAAUUUCAGGUAGGCGACAAGCUGAUGGAUUACGACUUGAGAACCGGAUUGAAGAAAGCAUUGCACACAUGGGCGGCUUGGCUGGAGGAGAACCUGGACACCAAGAAGAGCCAAGUCUUUUGGCUGAGCUACCCGACCGUCCAUUUCAGGGGUGGAACAUGGAACCGAGGAGGGCAUUGUCACCAGGAGAAGCGCCCUCUCACUGAGGAGGAAGCUCGCAACGAGUGGCAAACCCCGUGGAUGAACGAGAUUGUGAAGGAAUCCUUCAUGGCCAACAUAAAGAAGAAGCUGGAUGCGGUCACUUAUUUGGACAUUACGACUGCGACGAACUACAGGCCCGAUGGGCACGGUGCAUUGUACACAUGGGACACGAAAAAAUUCGGGCUAAAGCCCAGAAACCGGCAGGAUUGCAGCCACUUCUGCCUACCGGGAGUUCCAGACACGUGGAGCCAGUUCGUUCUAGCUAGUUUAUUGGCCAGAGGGAGGAACACUUGGGCGCAACCUGUCCGAUUAUGCGACAGAGCCAAAUAUUAGAUUUUCAGAGCAAAUACCUUCUUCGAAAUCAACUAUGAGCUUUUACGAAUCUCUUCGAGCUCAUCCAAUCUACUGGGAUCACGAGGGCCGGGAGAUGCUGCAGCAGCGGAGGGAGAAAAGUGCAAGAUUACAGCUCGCAAUCUAGAUGCGGUUUGUAAACUAACCUCAACUUUGUGAAAUAAUCUGUUAAAGAACUAGUAGAGGUCUUGUGCAUGGAAGAUCAGUGGGGAAGAUUUUAGGCUGGUCAAUGUUGACUGUAUCACCAUUCCAAAGUUCAUUUUCUCGGAGCUCAAGUUUUCAUUUGUGAAAUCUAGGUCUGAGCCUAGGAAGAUCCGUUGUUAACUUUACGCAUGAACUCGUGGUUCAUCAACCAGAACUUCCUAGAUGUUUAGAUGUUAUAUAUUUUCUUCCAUCAAUUAUCGAAGUGAUGAACAUCGGAAUCUGUUCUUUUCUCACCAAA
Molecule: messenger RNA, 3731 nt
Organism: Physcomitrium patens
Lineage: Eukaryota; Viridiplantae; Streptophyta; Bryopsida; Funariales; Funariaceae
Product: protein trichome birefringence-like 8
Cellular component (GO): Golgi apparatus
Molecular function (GO): O-acetyltransferase activity
Source: RefSeq, a predicted model, not a curated record